Messenger RNA from Corticium candelabrum, 628 nucleotides. RefSeq lists its product as uncharacterized. The transcript has a single exon. The coding region runs from base 40 to 438 and encodes 132 amino acids. NCBI's taxonomy places the organism in Eukaryota, Metazoa, Porifera, Homoscleromorpha, Homosclerophorida, Plakinidae. The record is from RefSeq and is a predicted model, not a curated record.
UCCAUCAGAAAGAUAGCCAACCUACAAAGAAUCUCCACCAUGCUGACACAGAGACGUCUUCGGUUAUUGGGUCACAUCUUGCGCAUGGAUGAGUGUCGUCUACCAAGGAAGCUUUUGGUGUGUGCAUCACCCCAAGGUAGACGUUCAGUCGGAGGCCAGAGAAUGAGAUGGAACGAUUUAGUACUGAGGGAUUUAAGGAAUUGCAAUCUUGAUGGGGUUUGGAGGAUACUAACAGACGAUAGGAAUGAGUGGAGGAAUCAGAUCUGGGCUGCCACACAGAAAGUAAAUUUCAAGAAGAAAGAACAAGAGAAAUACCGCAAGGAUGAGCAGAAACGUCGCCACGAAGCAAGGCAAACGACAUCAGAGUUUGCUUUACACUGCAGCUCUGAUGGUUGUGGUUUUACUGCUGUAAAUCAUGCCGGCCUUGUAAACCACUAGAGACAGAAACAUGGUCAGUCCCUGACUAGUCAAUGUCAGUACUGUCAUCAAACAUUCCGCCAACAAGGCCUCCACAACAACGAGCAUUUCUGCUGUCAGAACAUCCACUCCUCCGAUAUAGCCUAUGGUGACUUUGGCCUGCAUCGUUUCUCAUUGGAAUGAAUGCAGCGUGAAGUGAAGUGAAGUGAAG